Molecule: messenger RNA, 2460 nt
Organism: Malus domestica (apple)
Lineage: Eukaryota; Viridiplantae; Streptophyta; Magnoliopsida; Rosales; Rosaceae
Molecular function (GO): zinc ion binding
Source: RefSeq, a predicted model, not a curated record
AGUCAGAAAACACAAUCCGCUAAUGCAGAAGCAAAGCUAAUCACACAAAUCAGGUUGGCUGGGUUUGUAUAAACAAAAACGAUUUAAAAAUCCCUAAAUCCGAUUUAAUAUUUGAUAAUUUUGAUUCAUUCAUGUUUUGUCCGACCACAAUGUGUUGUGUCCAUCAUUGCCACUGUUUUCUGUGGUUUUCAAUUUAUGCUCAAAUUUGGUGAAUGUCAGCUGAAAGCAGACUGUCUCAGUUUUCAAAAUUAGACUUCUUUUGGUGCAAUUUUGGGAAAGUUUCUGGUUAUGGCGGAGAAUUCAGCUUCUGAGCUUCAGCUCGGAGAGGAAUCAACUCCGGAGAGCUCAUCUGAUCAGCACCAGAUUCAUGAACAAAAGGAAAAGAAUGAAGAAACCUCCUUGGUGCAGCAGUCUAGACGGCCAAACCUCUCCUCAUUGCAAAUACCGGCAAGGACAUUGGAAACCAGUUUGUCUGCUUGUACGAGAAUUGAUAUUCCCUCCACAGCAAGUCCAAGUUCUAGUAGAGUUGGACUACCGCCUAGGCCACAUUCAGCUAAGAUCAAAUCAACCGUGAAAAAUCUGUUUCCUCAAAAAAGUUUUCGGGUGAAAAACUUGCCCCUGGAUGGCGAGAAGACGAUUCUCAUUAUGCCGGAUACAUCGCCCUCAGAUAGUCCGUUGGAAAAGCCUUCUACUUCACGGUCUUUCUCGCUCAAUAAGCUUUUCUUCUCUACAUCAACAAAAGGGACGCAUUCUUUACCAGUUACACCAAGUGCAAAUCUGGGUUCCGAGAUUGGGCAGGGAAGACAAGUGGAGAGUCAUUCUGAUUCUAGAAUUGAAGUUAAGCAUCAUAUGUCCCGCUCUUUCUCAGUUCCAGUAAAUAUUGCGACCAGAAGUUUAAGGCGGAUGGAUUCUGGAUGCAUGAUCCGUGUAAUUUCAGCAACUCCACGUCCUUCAGCAGUUGAGGGUGCCUCACCAAAUGCUGACCCAGCACUGGAAAUGGCCACUGAAGAUUCGGGUGAAGAUAUUCCUGAAGAAGAAGCAGUUUGCAGGAUUUGUUUGGUUGAGCUCGCAGAAGGUGGUGAUUCUCUUAAAAUGGAGUGCAGCUGCAAAGGAGAGCUAGCACUUGCUCACAAAGAUUGUGCAGUAAAGUGGUUUAGCAUUAAGGGGAACAAAACCUGUGACGUCUGCAAGCAGGAUGUCCUAAACUUACCCGUAACACUGCUUAAAAUACACAAUCCUCAAACUGUUAUCAGACGACCACCAACAAUAAUGGAGCAGAGGGAAGUCCAUCAUUACAGGGUCUGGCAGGACAUACCGGUUCUUGUCCUGGUCAGCAUGCUUGCGUAUUUCUGCUUUCUGGAGCAACUUCUGGUAUCUGACUUGGGCCCUCGUGCUCUUGCCGUUUCCUUACCCUUCUCUUGUGUUUUAGGUCUCCUUUCAUCUAUGAUUGCUUCCACAAUGGUGAGCAGGAGCUACUUAUGGGCUUAUGCCUCCUUCCAGUUUGCCAUUGUGAUCCUGUUUGCUCACAUAUUUUAUACUGUACUUAAUGUAAAUCCAAUUCUCUCAGUCCUCCUUUCCUCAUUCACUGGCUUCGGGAUUGCAAUCAGCACGAAUUCCCUUCUGGUUGAGUAUCGUAGAUGGAAAAUCAGCAGACAACUGCAAUCAUCCUAUCAACAUGCUAGCAGUGCACUGCAUCUGCAUGAACUACAACUGCAGCAGCACCGGCAACAGCAAGAAGAGCAAUAUCAACACCAAUCCCAGCAACAACGACGGCAACAGUUGAUGGAAGAUUCAUAUAAUCAGUACCAGCAAGUACAGCGACAGCUUCAGCAGCAAGAAGAAGAACAUCAUCGACACCAACAGGAGCACCAGCACCAGCGGUUGGAUGGAGAUCCAAAUGCUGAUGGUUCUAGGCCGCUAGAAGUUAGACAGGGCACAUAGUCCAUAAAGAUUGAGCAAUUUGGUUUCUUUGAUAGGUGCUCAUUUUAACUCCGUGCAGCUUUAAAGGUUACACGAUCAGGAAUCAGAUACGCAAGAGUAACCUGAGGCGUUUUCUACCUCAGAUUCUUAGCCAAGGCUGACCGGAUGGUAUGUUGUAUUCACCAGCCAUGUGCUCGACUCAUUUACGGACAUUAUUGUAAGCGAAAACGUCUCAGGCAUGAUGAGGUACUCCCUGCCAAGUGAAAUACCCCCCUUGAUUGGCCGUUUAGUCUUGACAGUUACAACGAGCAAUUUCAGAAUUUCAAUUUUUGUAUUGAGCCGUAGUUUUUCUCAGUUUUUUUUUUCUUCUGAUUAUUUGUUAGUGUUCGUGUAUUUCUUGUACUUUACAAGGUUCUUCUCAUCUUGUCUCUAACCCUUUAGCCUUAAGGGAAGGAAGCUUUCUUGUAAGAAUUUUGCAGAGGCUGUGCCUCGCGCGUUCUAGUGUUACACUUUCGGGUUGUUUCCCUUUAGUCCUCCAAA